CUUUCUUGUAUUAAGUUAGUACUUUCUUGUAUUAAGUUAGUACUUUCUUGUAUUAAGUUAGUACUUUCUUGUAUUAAGUUAGUGCUUUCUUGUAUUAGGUUAGUGCUUUCUUGUAUUGACCUAGUACUUUCUUGUAUUAAGUUAUUAGUACUUUCUUGUAUUAGGUUAGUACUUUCUUGUAUUAAGUUAGUACUUUCUUGUAUUAAGUUAGUACUUUCUUGUAUUAAGUUAGUACUUCCUUGUAUUGAGUUAGUGCUUUCUUGUAUUAGGUUAGUGCUUUCUUGUAUUAGGUUAGUGCUUUCUUGUAUUGACCUAGUACUUUCUUGUAUUAAGUUAGUACUUUCUUGUAUUAAGUUAGUACUUUCUUGUAUUAAGCUAGUAUUUUCUUGUAUUAAGCUAGUACUUUCGUGUAUUAAGUUAUUACUUUCUUGUAAUAAGCUAGUAUUUUCUUGUAUUAAGCUAGUACUUUCUUGUAUUAAGCUAGUACUUUCUUGUAUUAAAUUGGUACUUUCUUGUAUUGAGUAA
Messenger RNA from Lottia gigantea (owl limpet), 525 nucleotides. RefSeq lists its product as hypothetical. The annotation marks the transcript as partial. Lineage: Eukaryota; Metazoa; Mollusca; Gastropoda; Lottiidae. The record is from RefSeq and is a predicted model, not a curated record. The transcript has 2 exons.